Molecule: messenger RNA, 1458 nt
Organism: Malassezia pachydermatis
Lineage: Eukaryota; Fungi; Basidiomycota; Malasseziomycetes; Malasseziales; Malasseziaceae
Product: wd40 repeat-like protein
Exons: 2
Coding region: 1-1458 (485 amino acids)
Biological process (GO): proteasome-mediated ubiquitin-dependent protein catabolic process
Cellular component (GO): nucleus
Molecular function (GO): protein binding; protein-macromolecule adaptor activity
Source: RefSeq, a predicted model, not a curated record
AUGGUGGCCAUGUCGCCUGCGCGACCACGAACGCCUCCGCCGCGGCUUGUACGCGGUACGGUGACGCCAAGCCGUGCCUCGCACUUUUUCUUACCGCGCGCUUCGCCGACGCCUGUGACACCACCUACGUUGAGGCAGACACAGGUGUCCAUUCACGAUUCGACGCCGUACUUGGAGACGCCUACGCACGAUACAUGGUCGAGUCCAUCGAGUGCCCUGCAUACGCCGAGCAGCACAACGUCGGAACACGCGUGGCCGACGUCGCCUACGUUGGGAUGCAAGCGGCGUCGUUGUGACGAGGUAGCUACACCCAAGCCGCCUAGGCCAACCCUUCGUCGCUCUGCCCUGGCGCUGAUGUCUCGUCGUGAUCGCAGGUCUGUGCCCUUUUCUACGAUACCCUACUUGUCGUCGUUCCAGACCUCCGACGACCGAUGCUUUUAUCUUCCCUCCGGCUGCGUCGAGCAUGGCAUGGCGACGCCGUUGAGUGCCGCCUAUAUGCAUGGCGCCAGUGCCUCGAGAGAUAUACCCCAAUACCUGGCUGUGGGUGACGAGGAAGGCCGUGUUCAUGUGCUCGAUACCCAGGCACCUUCUACGUCGCAGGACCAUGCCAUCCUCUCUACGUCGCCUGCCAUUGUCAAUGGCUCGGUGUUUGCUAUGGCGUGGCGCCCUGAUGAUCGGGUGAUUGCGCUAGGCGGAAGUGAUUAUACAGUCUCCCUGUGGGAUCUUCAGCACGAGAUUUGUGUACGUGCCUACGAUGCGCAUCAAGGCAGUCCUCGUGCGUUGGCAUGGGAUCCCUUUAGCGACGGGACGAUCGUCACAAGUGGGGGCCGCGAUGGUUCGAUCUACGUGUGGGACCUUCGCAUGGCUGAGGCGGCACUGCAUCUGCCUCGUGCACAUGGUCCACGCCGACGUUCCCGACGGCAGGCGGAGGCGCAUACCGCCGGCGUCACAGCCUUGGCGUACGUGCCGAAUGGUCAGCUGGUAAGUGCGUGUAGUGAUCAUGCCAUGGUCCACGCAUGGGAUCUUCGUGCGACCAACCGUGUCGUGAGCACGAGUGCGGAUGCGUCCUGUGAACGGCCAUGGAACAAGCGCUCGCAUGGUAUAUCCUCGCUGGCCGUCAGUGCCUCGCGACAUCGCGUGUAUGCGGCUUGUACCGAUGGCUGUAUCAAUAUAUUGGAUGCAGACGAUGUGCAUCGACCUCUUCCGACAUGGGAAGCUUCGGCUAUGUACAUGGACGUGCAGCGACAAAAUACGCUUUAUGCGCGGUUGGCGAUGCAUGACGACCGAUUCCUUGCACUGGGCUGCAAUUCCGGCGAUGUCGUCCUAUGGGAUGUAGCGCACCUGCCACGGAAUCCAGACACAGGGCUCGCGUAUACGGGUGUAUGCCUUCCACGGGCGCAUGACUACAAGUAUGUACGAACGAGAUCUAACAUCGCAGUGCGGAAAUCAAUGCUGUGA